AUGACCUUAAUUGCAUUCUUCACGUCACUGUUAAUAAUUCUCUUCAUCAUUGCGAUUCUAUACCGCCACACGAAACCAUCCGAAACCCAUAUUCAAAUCAUCCACCUGCUCCUUAUUUAUCUGGUCGUCACCUCCAUCCUUGACCAAACUACGUCGGUGACCAUCUAUUUCCCAUCCGUUAAGUUGUCUUCAACUAACUGCCGCAAUUUCGACGUCGUGUACCACAUUUUCGCCGGCAGCGGACACUGGGCAGCGUUCAUGCUGUCCCUCAACCGGAUGAUUGCCGUUGUUUUCCCGCAUCAUUAUGCGAGAUUUAACAAACGCAGUGCGACAGUCGCGACGAUACUGAUUGGUUGGUUAAUUCUGCUUGCGUGCUCGCUACCCUUUUUCGUGGGCAGCGGCUGGUACGUUACUAACGUUCCACCGUGGAAUAACUGCGCAGUUCUUCCGAUGACACACGGCAACGGGAAAAUCUUUCAAGCCAGAGCAAUACUGAGCAUUCAUGUACCGAUUUCUGGGACAAUUGUGCUUUACGUGCUGAUUUUAUUGUCGCAGCUCAGAAAAAAGUUCAACCGCGACGGUGCCGUCGAUCGCAAGAUGCAGGCAACACUAGAGCGCCGCAUUUUAAUCGGCAAGAUGUUGUGUGCGUCACAGUUAUGGGAUUUAGCUUGUUAUUUACCGCAGUUUGUCCUGGCCAAUUAUCUCAAUGUUUUUGCGAAAAAUCCGCAUCUGAUCUUGCUGAUGUGGGCUCUGGAGUCUUGCGGAGAUUUUGGAACACCGAAUAUCGGACUGGGUUAA
Messenger RNA from Paramacrobiotus metropolitanus, 798 nucleotides. RefSeq names its product prostaglandin E2 receptor EP3 subtype-like. Gene Ontology annotation, cellular component: neuron projection; membrane. The record is from RefSeq and is a predicted model, not a curated record. Lineage: Eukaryota; Metazoa; Tardigrada; Eutardigrada; Parachela; Macrobiotidae. Bases 1 to 798 code for a protein of 265 amino acids. Gene Ontology annotation, biological process: G protein-coupled receptor signaling pathway. The transcript is spliced from 2 exons. Gene Ontology annotation, molecular function: G protein-coupled receptor activity; peptide binding.